CAUAGGAUUUUGCCCAAAAAAAAAAAGCUUGUGAGUGACAAGAACAAUUUUGGUCAGAAAAACCCUAAUUGGAGCAACACAAGGGUUUAUCCUAACCGGACCGAAUUCCUUCUUUCCCCACUUGGACUCUCUCUCUCUCUCACUGUCAGAGUCAGAUACUCCAACCCAACUCUAUGACUAUGGAGGAGCUAUCUUCUCUUAGCUCGGUGGAGAGGAACAUUCACAUAGCCUCUGUCCUGGAAGCCAUGGCGGUGGACACUAUUUUCGCCGCUGCCAAAUCUCUCCUUUGCUUCUCCAUUCUGACUGGAUCUCUGCUGACUGACAUCAAUCAUUCAGUGUCCCCAAAAUUGACCCCAAUGGAUGGAAGAUUUGCUUUUGAUGAUCUCUGCAAGGGAAAACAUACUUAUCGUUUAAACAAGGAUGCUAGUGAUUCAGAUGAGGACGAGGAUGAAGAAGACGAUCAUGACACAAAUGAUCAGAAUGAUGAGGAAGGAGAUGAAGACUUCUCAGGUGAAGGUGAGGAAGAGGCUGACCCUGAGGAUGAUCCUGAGGCCAAUGGUGCAGGAGGAAGUAAUGAUGAUGAUGAUAGUGAUGAAGAUGAUGAUGACGACAACGAUGGUGAUGAUGAUGGAGAAGAUGAGGAUGAGAAAGAGGGUGAAGACGAAGAAGAUGAAGAGGAGGUUCCACAACCACCUACUAAGAAGAGGAAGUGAAAUUGUAAUAGUUGGUAGGGUCUGUUUUUUCUUCUACCAUGUAAUGUCCUGGCCAAUCUUAGUUCUUGGAACAUGAAUACUUUCAAGUGGACCCAUCUCCACAUAUAAAAGUUCAAUUUAUGCAUUGCCAUUGUUAUUUCA
Glycine soja is the source of this 854-nucleotide messenger RNA. RefSeq names its product acidic leucine-rich nuclear phosphoprotein 32 family member B-like. The transcript is spliced from 4 exons. Lineage: Eukaryota; Viridiplantae; Streptophyta; Magnoliopsida; Fabales; Fabaceae. The record is from RefSeq and is a predicted model, not a curated record. The coding region runs from base 174 to 713 and encodes 179 amino acids.